Messenger RNA from Arachis ipaensis, 2351 nucleotides. It is a transcript of the gene REME1, whose product is annotated as Pentatricopeptide repeat (PPR) superfamily protein. The record is from RefSeq and is a predicted model, not a curated record. Gene Ontology annotation, molecular function: FAD binding; RNA binding; zinc ion binding. Gene Ontology annotation, biological process: RNA modification. NCBI's taxonomy places the organism in Eukaryota, Viridiplantae, Streptophyta, Magnoliopsida, Fabales, Fabaceae.
GUUGGAUCGAUUCGGUGCUGUUUUGGUAUAACUAUCCGGUGGGAACUUCAAGGGAAGCUUUGCUUCAAAGGGUGCCUGAAUCAGAGAAAUUCUUGAAGAGGAAAUCAGAUUAUGUGCAGAAGCCGAUGUCGAAAACGGAGCUUGAAAGCUUGUGGGAGAAGAUGAUGGAGCUAGAAAAGCCUGUUCUAACACUGAAUCCUUCAAUCGCCGCAGGCGAUGAAACGGUGUCGCUGCUCAACGACUUCGCCACCAUGUGCCACCAGAGGGACCUUCCCAGAGCCAUGCACGCCUUGGACGCCAUGGAAAGGCGCGGUGUGCGUGCCCAUGAUCUCACCUAUGCCGAGCUCGUCAAGUGCUGCCUCGCGCGUCGUGCCGUCAGCGUCGGUAAGCGCGUCCACCGCCACGUCUUCUCAAAUGGGUACCUUCCAGAGACCUUCUUGGUCAACACACUACUCAAUAUGUACGUCAAAUUCCACCUCUUGGAAGAGGCACACAAGCUGUUCGACGAAAUGCCCGAACGAAAUGUUGUUUCAUGGACGACUUUGAUAUCUGCUUAUUCUCAGGCUAAGCUGAAUGAUACGGCUAUGAGACUCUUGAUUGGUAUGCUUAGAGAAGGUGUCAUGCCUAACAUGUUCACUUUUUCUUCUGUUUUGAGGUCUUGUGAGAGGCUCUCUGAUCUCAAACAGCUUCAUUCUUUCAUACUGAAGGUGGGGUUGGAGUCUGAUGUCUUUGUAAGAAGUGCCCUUAUUGAUGUUUACUCAAAACUGGGAGAGUUGUUUGAAGCUCAGACUGUUUUUCGUGAAAUGGUGACUGGAGACCCUGUUGUUUGGAGCUCCAUCAUCGCUGCUUUCGCUCAGCACAGCAAUGGGGAUGAGGCCUUGAACCUUUAUAAGAGGAUGAGGAGAGCUGGCUUUCUGGCCACACAACCGACUCUCACGAGUGUUCUGAGAGCGUGUACUAGUUUAUCAUUGUUGGAGUUAGGGAUGCAGGCGCAUGUCCAUGUGCUGAAGUAUGAUCAAGAUCUUAUCCUUAACAAUGGAUUGUUAGAUAUGUAUUGCAAGUGUGGUAGUGUGGAAGAUGCAAAGCUCAUUUUCAAUAGGAUGGCUGAGAAGGAUGUUAUCUCUUGGAGCACCAUGAUUGCAGGACUAGCUCAAAAUGGUUUCAGCUUAGAAGCUCUCGAUUUGUUUGACUCCAUGAAAGUUAUGGGUCCAAAACCAAACUAUAUAACAAUGCUUGGGGUUCUAUUUGCAUGUAGUCAUGCAGGGCUGGUAAAUGAAGGCUGGAACUACUUUCGGUCUAUGAAGAAUCUUUAUGGGAUAGAUCCUGAAACAGAGCACUAUUGUUGCAUGCUUGAUCUUCUUGGAAGAGCUGGGAAGCUUGAUGACAUGGUUAAGCUAAUUCAGGAGAUGAGUUGUGAGCCGGAUGUUAUAGCAUGGAGGACUCUGCUUUAUGCUUGCAGAGCCCACCGGAAUGUGGAUUUAGCCACAUAUGCUGCUAAAGAGCUUCUAAAGUUAGAUCCACAGGACACAGGAGCUUAUGUAUUGUUAUCUAAUAUCUACGCAAACUCGGAAAAGUGGAACGAUGUUGUAGAUGUUCGGAGGACUAUGAGAGCGAGAGGCAUAAGGAAAGAACCUGGCUGUAGCUGGAUUGAAGUCAACAAGCAAGUACAUGCUUUUAUUUUGGGAGAUAAAUCGCAUCCCCAAAUUGAUGAAAUCAAUACGAAGUUGGAUCAAUUUAUUUCUAGACUAAAGGGUGCCGGUUAUGUUCCUGAUACAAAUUUUGUCCUAAAAGAUCUUGAAGGAGAACAGAGAGAAGACUCCCUUCGGUACCACAGUGAGAAACUGGCAAUUGCUUUUGGCAUCAUGAGCCUUCCAAGGGAGAAAAGUAUUAGAAUAUGGAAGAACCUAAGGAUCUGUGGGGACUGCCAUAUAUUUGCAAAACUUAUAGCGAAGUUAGAGCGGCGGCACAUUGUAAUUAGAGACCCUAUCCGAUACCAUCAUUUUAGAGAUGGUAUCUGCUCCUGUGGCGAUUAUUGGUAGCAUAGUAGAAGCACGUAAGACCAAGACAGAAUAUAUUGAUACUCACAAAGAGGUGAACUGGGAUGAAUAAGUAGCUGCGGUUCAACAUUUGUCUCCAAUAGUUCAAUUAGUAGAGACAUAUAGACCUACCUUUGAGACGUUGGGCUACAUAAAGACAGAAGUUCAUGCAUAAAGCGUUCAGGAAUGAACUAACCCGGGUAAUCAGUUUGGGUUUGAAAGAAGGGAAGUCGGUCUAGGGAGUUUGUGUUUUGAAGGUGUAAAUGUAAAACAGAACAUGGAAACAUCAAAAUGCAAUUUUCAAUUUCUUUUUGA